Monodelphis domestica (gray short-tailed opossum) is the source of this 2171-nucleotide messenger RNA. RefSeq names its product RNA polymerase II subunit M (gene POLR2M). Gene Ontology annotation, biological process: transcription elongation by RNA polymerase II; maintenance of ER location; intracellular signal transduction. The record is from RefSeq and is a predicted model, not a curated record. Gene Ontology annotation, cellular component: I band; RNA polymerase II, holoenzyme; intracellular anatomical structure. Lineage: Eukaryota; Metazoa; Chordata; Mammalia; Didelphimorphia; Didelphidae. Gene Ontology annotation, molecular function: transcription elongation factor activity.
AGUCAGCAUUUGACGCCACAUGUCUACAGCAGGGUAGCAGCAAAGGCUGCCUCCAGCAGGAUGUCGUCGGCUCCACCUGGGAGCGCCGAGGACCUUCGGAAGCGGAGCCUCGGGGAGCUUCGGGAGAUGCUGGGGCGCCAGGAGAAGCUGCUGCGGAACGAAAAAUUCGUUCGCAGUUUGCCAGAUGGAGGAAAAAAGAUCUCUGACUUUGUUGAGAGAGUGAAAUCAAUCAUUGCAGAACAUGAAGACCUCAAGAGAACUAACAGAUUGGACUUUGAUUUAAAGCAAACUGUAGCACAUGAAGUAUUUAAUUUAGGUGUGGGUAAGCCAUGGACUCCUGAACAGAGAAGGGAAACUUCAUCAGUUGUUGACUCUUCCCUUGUAUUUAUAAGUGAGCCAUCUCAGACUGCCUCAAGAAACCAGGAAAUUGAAUCUACCAUGGAAACAUCUGUUCCCAUAAGCCAUGAUGAAGCUGGAAAGUCAGAAGGUGACAUAAAGUGCAACAAAAAGUGGAUGAGUUAUAACAAUACUGUUGCAACAAUGCCAUCAGAAUCAAAUGAACAGUCCCACCAGUUUGGCUUUCUAAAUCAUGCAGGAGAUGUUUCAGGGAAUACUGAUGACAUGUUUAUUGAUAGUUUACAAAGGAUCACAAUUAAUGAUGAUGACAACCAGUCAGAAGAUUCAAACAUGGAUCACUUAGGUAGUUUUCCCAGUAACAUACCCAAAAGACCUCAUUACAUGGAAGUGCUGGAAAUGAGAGCAAAGAAUCCAGUCCCUCCCCACAAUAAAUUUAGAACUAACAUGCUACCUUCAGAACCCCAGCCCUCACCUAGUCACUCGCCACAGAGAAGAGAGUCUCCAAUUUCAGUGGAAGAAAGGAGGCGUAGGGAUAAGAAGCACCUGGAUGACAUCACAGCAGCUCGGCUGCCGCCGCUUCACCACAUGCCUACACAGUUAUUAUCUAUGGAAGAAUCCUUAGCAAUUCAAAAGCAACAAAAACAGAAUUAUGAGGAAAUCCAAGCCAAGCUUGCUGCACAAAAACUGGCUGAAAGACUAAAUAUUAAAAUGCAGACCUAUAAUCCUGAAGGUGAUGUAUCAAUGAAAUACAGAGAAGUGAGAGAUGAAGAUGAUUAUCAUUCUUCUGAGGAUUAAUUCUGAAGCAGGAUGAUUGAGGAUCCACCUAAAUUCCUACCUUCUGAAGUUUAAUUACAUUAUAUUAGACUACUAGGCUCUGGAAGAUGUUUUAUUUUUGAGUUAUUUUAGACCAGCUGUCAAAAGUAGAAAUUUACAGUGUGCAGAAGAGUGCUUAGUCUGACUGAGAAGAUUUUAUGGUGUACUUGCCAUUCAGAAAAUUGAAAAGAGAUUUUUAUUAAGGAUCUGAUAAAUCUGUUUUCUAUGUUUACAUUAAAUAAACUUUUGCAGUAUUUUGUAUUUAGUUUGAUAUUACUCUAACAUAAUUUUAGAGACAUUUUUAGCUUUUUGUUGCUUCAUUUUUUCUAACAUAGAGCUGGAAGAGACCCAAGAAAUCAUCAAGUUUAGCCCCCACAUUUUAAAGAUAGAACAAAAAUAAAGCACAGAGGGAUUGAAUGACUUGCCCAGGGUAACAAGCUGUUAUGUGUUAGUGGCAGAAUUUGAACUCAAGUCUUCUUGACAUCAAGUUCAAAACUCUAAACACUAUUCCAAUUAACAGUAAUUAAGUAUUAUAGAAGAAUUAUAAUGGUCAAACUCUGUCCUCACCUCAAUGAAAUAGCAUUUAUUGAGUUAUCUUUACUAUUUUGCUGGACAUUAUCCUAAGAAAAUUACAUGGAUAUAGUUUCUUGCCUUUGGGGAUUGAGACAGCUUCAGUCAGAGAGUAAGAAAAAUUGGAUUCAUUAUUUGAUUAGUCUGGAAAGACAUCAUGGAGAGAGGUAGACCUUCAAUAGAUGCUAGAUAGAGCAGAGAGUUCCAGGGAGCCCAUAAAAGAGAGGGGCAUUUAGCAAGAUUUAUCUAGGGUGGUUCUGAAGAUGAGGGAGGAAAAAAAGUAAGCAAAGACAACUAAUUGUGAAGAUAUUAACUGUAUUUGAACUAAAUUUUUACCUCCUUAAGAAAUGAUCCUUGUUACUUUAUAUGAAAUAAAAGUUUCAAUAUUGGGGAAAAUUAAUAAUUAAUAAAAAGAAUUGUGCACCAUUGAA